Messenger RNA from Penicillium odoratum, 774 nucleotides. RefSeq lists its product as uncharacterized. Lineage: Eukaryota; Fungi; Ascomycota; Eurotiomycetes; Eurotiales; Aspergillaceae. The transcript has a single exon. The coding region runs from base 1 to 774 and encodes 257 amino acids. The record is from RefSeq and is a predicted model, not a curated record.
AUGCGCGAAAGGGCCAAAGAAUCCACGAGAUUCUUGUCUCGUGGACCCCAACAACCCAAGGCCACGGAACGGAGCUCAGACUCUACUCGAAGAGUCUCAUUCAACGGAAUUCCCCUCCGUCUCCGAAACAACGCCAAACAAGACGUCCUCGUCGAGUUCAGCGACGUAGCCGCCCACACCGCCAAAUGCGAUACAUGCAACAAUCGCAACCGGGAUGGAAUGACUCGCUGCACUUCAUGCGGCUGGCAAUGCUGUCGCAAGUGUCUUGGAGAACGAGGUGGGAACCGAAGCCACCAGUCCUUCACGUCUACUCAUGUACCCUCUGAUGAGAGGCGAUCCCUACCCUCUACACCUGUCACCGAUACUCCCACGCCAGCUCCCAGACUUGCUUCCAGUGGACGUGCAAUGGUAGGAAGCAGAUCUAUGCCUGGUCUUACUCCUGGUUCUGUCCCUGCUCCUGCCCAUGGCGGAAGGGGAAUGGUGAGCACGGCAGAGGAUCGCGAGGCGGCUAACGCAUUGGUGGACAUCUCGUUCGAAUCUUCUACUCGGAAUGACCGCGGAGAAGGGCGCUCGGAUAACGCGCGUGCUGGUUCUAAUCCUUCUGCCGCUUCGGAUGCUACUGCCGAAGAGGAUCAGAGUAGAGCUGGUCAUUCUGUGGGGCAAUCUAGAUUGCGUGGUGAAUGGACGGUGGAUGAGCAGAUGGAGGGCGAGGAGUUUGGAAAUCCAAGACGAAAUCCGUCUCGGCGGGCGAGGCCGAUUGAUUUGGCGGAAUGA